Molecule: messenger RNA, 2916 nt
Organism: Fulvia fulva
Lineage: Eukaryota; Fungi; Ascomycota; Dothideomycetes; Mycosphaerellales; Mycosphaerellaceae
Exons: 1
Coding region: 1-2916 (971 amino acids)
Source: RefSeq, a predicted model, not a curated record
AUGUACGCCACGUCAAAGAGAAAGUCCACCGUGGACCGGCAAGAUGAAAGAUUGACCUGGAACUGGGAUGCUUUGGAAGACAAGAAGAUGCAGAACACACCUACACCCACACCACGGUCGAUGACUUCGUUCUUUGACCCAGACCGCACCAGCCAAACUCCCCGAACGCUGAACGGAAAUGGUCUCAAACGCUCAGGUGGUGGUUUCUCUAUGCCUCCGAAUCAGAACCACGCGAAGCGCAUCAAAGUGGAGUGUACUUCACCAGAACCAUAUCAUUUUCAGGGCAGGAGUCUCUCAGAUGCGAAACCAUUUGUCGAGCCUGCAAAGACACCUGCAGCGCCGAAGAAAAAGCCAGCAGGGCCAUUCAUUAUUGAUGACUCUGACGAGGAGUCCGAUACCGAAAGCGGCCCUGCGCCUACUUCUGCCCCUGUCGCUCUUCCCGCCAUUGUCAAUACGUCGCGGCCUGCAACACCUCCUCGACCAUCCGCACCACGCAACACCAUGCCAGCAUCGAAGUUGGAACAGCGUGCUGAGAGCAAGAGACUGCGAGAGGAAGCGCUGGCGAGGAGAUUUGGCAGUCCAGCUGUCUGCGAUCAGCGCCAGAACACCGUCAAGAUCGAACGAAUCGAACAGCCCGUGACUACAAUGCUUGAAUAUGAGCCGAUCGAUCUUACGGUGGACGACUCGCCUAGUCCUAUCAAGCCGACCAGACAGAGCACACGCCCGCCUCAGGAGACGACAAAGCCAGCUACGUUCCCUGCAAAGAGCCAACCAGUUUUACAACAUGAGAGCCGCUCACAACGGCAUAAUCAGGAGACGCAGGGCGGCAAGGCGAAUACUGGAGGCACUGGCCAAAUCAAUGCUGCGCAACUGCCAUCCACAAAGUCCGACGUGACAAAGACAGCCUUGCAGCCGGCAAAAGCUUCACCCACUUUGAAGCCCCAAGACGUAGCACCAGUGCCCGCUGGACCCAAGAAAGAUCCUACCUUUGACGAUUUGCGAGAAAGGUUGCGCGAGGCCGAGGUGAAGAGAAAGGAAGAACUUAAGAAACAAGAGGCCACACGUGCGGUAGCUAUCGCCAGAGAUGAGGUUGAAGAUCGUCGAAGAGCUGAAGAGGAGCAGCUUAGAAAGAAAAGACUCGUUGAAGAUGCUCGUAAAAAAGCCGCGGCAAGGCAAGAAGCCGCUGAUCAAGCCCGUCGGGAAGCUGAGAAGCGACGUGUGCUUGAGCAAGACGUUGAGCAGCGGGCUGCGCAGCUUGAGAAAGAGCGCAAGAAGCAGCUAGAAGAGCAGAACAGAAUCUUCACGGAGAAGCGAAAAGCGGAAAGAGAUGCCCAGGAACGGCUCCGCCAGCAGCAGCUUCAGAAGCAGAAGGAGGUGGAACAAGCCCAGCAGCAGAAAUUGCGCGAAGCACGGAUUCGUCGACAAAAAGAACGCAAUGCACAGAUAGCUCAAGCCUCCCUCGAACCGACAGACACCCCCAGCCCUGGUCUUGAAGAGCAACGGACGACGCUGCCAGCGCCAGUGUCGUUGUCGCAGAUCGCGAAGGACGCUGCGCGAGGCACUGGUAGUGUUAUCAGCGCAAGCAAUGCUAUUGCAACAUCUCCCUCCAUGCAACCAAGGUCACUGCACAGUCUGCAUCCUGGAGAGCUUAGCAGGCUGCAGGCCAACGCGAACGCAAGCAACGACCCUCCUGGACCUGUCGGUGAGAUCGGCCAAGUCGACCUCAAGGUGGAUAAAAUGAGAAACGACAAUUUGGACUGGGCUGCCAUUGCGCAUUACCACAACAGUGCUACCAGCCAGGGGAGAUCUGAAAGCUCUUUGCGGAGACGAUAUCGCCAAGUUGCGAAUGCUCUAAAAGAACACAGGAUACCGUUUGAGCUGAUCAAGAAAGCGAGGGACGGAGAUGAAGCUGCUCGCGCGGACAUCAAUCGGCGUGUCACAGGAGGCACGAUGCCGCGAGCAGAACCUCAAGCACCUGUGCUGCGUCUGAGCCAUCAUCAGCAGGCCCAUCAGAUGCCACCAGGUGACAGAGCGCUCCCGAGCGACAGCUUCAUUCCAUACCGCAACGUGUCGGUCAACCCUGCUGUUAGGCGCGACAGUCCCACGGAAGGACGUCAAACCACCGGAGGCAAGACGAUCGAUCAGAACUUCUUCUUCCACAUGCUGGAGCAGAACCACAAAGCGUUUAUCGAAAUGGACGAAGAUCCCGAAUCGGAAGAUGAUGAGCCAGAAGACCGAUUCUACUACGUCUACUCACUCAAGCGCAGGGACCUGCCUGCCGGCUCGGAUCCCGACGACGUGGAAGAAUGGCCAGCGAUCCGUUGCGACGAAGCCUUUGACAACCUCGAAGAUGCCAAUUCUGCUGCAUCCAAAGAGAUUCUACGAAUCUCGAAUCACGAAGGAGCCCCGUUUCCAAAUGUCACUGCAAGCAUGGACCUGGCGCAGGUGGUGAAUCCCGACACCGGCAUGCUCUCACUUGAACUACACGCUGGCGACGGCGGCAUUGUCCAGAUCGACGUCGAGAGAGAACGCCACACACGGCACGGCAAACAGAAGCUACCACCCGCUACGCUGUCCAGGACUAUCUACCACGUCAAGCAACGUAUCACAAUCCGCGAGAUAGUAGACGAGGCGCUUGGCACCGAAAGAGAGACAGUGAGGGAGAGUCUCGUAGGUGCCAGUCACACGGAUCGUGACCAGGCAAACGAUAUUGCGAUCAACCAUUACGUUCACGCAAACUACCGCUUCGAGGGCGGUACUCCGAACCUAAGCAAGCGCACUGAGGUGUGCAAGCCGCAGAUUGAGGCGUGGAAGGACUCCCUUCUCGUGGAGCAGCUGUUCCAUGCCGGGCCUGGGGAUGCGCAAGUAGAGGUCUGGGUCGAGAAAGGCAAGGUGGCUGGGCCUAGAAAUGUAUGA